AUGGACUUGUGGAAGUGGGAUGAAGCAUCACCACAGGAAGUACCUCCAGGGAACAGGCUGUCGAGGCUGGAAAGAGCUGAGUUCGGCUAUUUCCGUGAAGUGGCACUCCAAGGGGACACGCUGACAGAGGAGACAUGCUGGAAAGGUCCCAUUCAGCUGUGGCAGUUCCUCCUGGAGUUACUGCAAGACGGGGCCCGUAGCAGCUGCAUCCGCUGGACGGGCAACAGCCUCGAGUUCCAGCUGUGUGACCCCAAAGAGGUGGCGCGGCUGUGGGGCGAGCGCAAGAGGAAACCUGGCAUGAAUUACGAGAAGCUGAGCCGAGGCCUGCGUUACUAUUACCGCCGCGAUAUUGUGCACAAGAGCGGCAGGAGCAAGUACACGUACCGCUUCGGGUGCCGGGUGCCCGGCCUAGCUUAUCCUGACCGCGCCGGGGGCGGACAGGGAGCAGCAACCCAAUAA
Molecule: messenger RNA, 459 nt
Organism: Pteronotus mesoamericanus
Lineage: Eukaryota; Metazoa; Chordata; Mammalia; Chiroptera; Mormoopidae
Gene: ETV2
Product: ETS variant transcription factor 2
Exons: 4
Coding region: 1-459 (152 amino acids)
Biological process (GO): cell differentiation; regulation of transcription by RNA polymerase II
Cellular component (GO): nucleus
Molecular function (GO): sequence-specific DNA binding; DNA-binding transcription factor activity, RNA polymerase II-specific
Source: RefSeq, a predicted model, not a curated record